This is a messenger RNA of Struthio camelus australis, 657 nucleotides long. The record is from RefSeq and is a predicted model, not a curated record. NCBI's taxonomy places the organism in Eukaryota, Metazoa, Chordata, Aves, Struthioniformes, Struthionidae.
UGCUGCACCAUGUGGCCCGCGAGCUCGUGGACACGGCGCGCCCAGUGGUCGCCGAAGCACUUAAAGCUGGUCACCGUCUACGUGCUGGUGCUCUUGGUGUCACUCAGCUUCGCUUCAGGACAGAGCAGGCUAUUUAAACACCAGAUAGACAACAGAAGUCCUGAGAUUGAUCCUUUCUGGUACGUGGGACGUGGCGUUCGCCCCAUCGGUCGGUUUGGGAAGAGGCAGCUAAGAAGCGGCCGUGGCAACUCAAGGCCUGUGAGCAGACACCUGGAUUUCAUCCUGAAUGCGUUGUGGGAACAAAAAGUGUUGGACGACUGGUGAUCCCUCCUCCCCGAGGCAGUGACUUGAGCUCCUCUCUCUGAAUUGCAUUCUCCGCUGCACCUCACACCCCUGGUUCUGCCUUUGCCUAGCAAUCCCACACUCUUGUGCAAACGCCUUCGAAAAGAAACACAUUCAGGGUAAAAGACAAUGCAUUGACACCGGCACUGAGUGCAACCAUUGCUUGUAAAAAUGCUUUCUCCUCUCACAUCUUUUCCAGUCCCUUCCCCAGUCCCUAAUGCUGCUGUGCACUGUAACAUUAGGUUUGUCCAAGAACCAAACAGCUUUUGUACUGGGAUUUAAACUCUGCAGUGUUAAGCGUAUCAUGAAACCUUC